Messenger RNA from Ziziphus jujuba (common jujube), 1880 nucleotides. Its product is annotated as probable amidase At4g34880. The record is from RefSeq and is a predicted model, not a curated record. The transcript is spliced from 5 exons. Bases 67 to 1623 code for a protein of 518 amino acids. NCBI's taxonomy places the organism in Eukaryota, Viridiplantae, Streptophyta, Magnoliopsida, Rosales, Rhamnaceae.
GAUCCAUGUAAUUGUAGUAGACGAAUCAACAACUCAAAAAAGUCUUCUACUCUCCAUAACUUUUCAAUGGUUACCAAAACUUCGCAACGCUUUCAUUUGCGUCUCAUUCUUCUAGUCUUAACAAUAUUAUCCAAGUCCCAAACUAUCAACUUGGUCGGUGGGUUCUCCAUCAGAGAAGCUACAUUGGAUGAUCUCCAUUUGGCUUUCAGGCAGAACCAACUCACUUCGAGAAAACUCGUUGAGUUCUACAUUCGUGAAAUUAACAGGCUUAACCCCAUCCUAAACGCGAUCAUAGAAGUGAACCCAGAUGCGCUUUAUCUAGCUGACAAGGCUGACAAGGAACGGAAGGCUAACUUCCCUGGCUCGCUAUCCAAAUUGCAUGGUAUCCCAAUUCUUGUGAAGGAUUUGAUUGGAACCAAGGAUAAGCUCAACACUACUGCUGGCUCGUUUGCGUUGCUUGGCUCGGUGGUGCCUCGGGAUGCUGGUGUUGUAUCCAAGUUGAGAAACGCUGGAGCUAUCAUACUGGGAAAGGCCAGUAUGACCGAGUGGGCUAGUCUUAGAUCGCUCAAUAUACCCCUUGGCUGGAGCGCCAGAGGUGGCCAAGGAAAGAAUCCGUAUCUUCUAUCCGCAACACCUUGUGGGUCAAGCAGUGGAUCAGCAAUAUCAGUUGCAGCAAAUUUGGUAUCAGUGUCAUUGGGUACUGAAACUGACGGCUCCUUGCUUUGUCCUGCUAGUUAUAACUCUGUGGUUGGCAUUAAACCCACUGUUGGCCUCACCAGCCGAGCUGGUGUCAUCCCUUUCAGUCCAAGACAGGACACUAUUGGGCCUAUCGGCAGGACAGUAUCGGAUGCUGUCUCUGUUCUUGAUGCUAUUGUUGGCUUAGAUUACAACGACCAAGCAACGACACGAGCAUCAAAGUACAUUCCACCUGGCGGUUAUAAACAAUUUCUAAAAGUUGAUGGUCUAAAAGGCAAGAGAUUGGGUAUUGUUAGGGACCCUUUCUUCACUUCUGGAACUGGAUCUCUACAAUCACAAGCAUUUGAAAAUCAUUUUCAAACUUUAAGGGAAAAAGGUGAAAUUUUGAUCGACAAUUUAGAAAUAGCCAACAUUUACGAAAUCUUGAACAUCACGGCGAGCGGUGAAGCAACAGCUAUACUGGCAGAGUUCAAAUUAUACUUGAAUCAAUAUUUAAAGAAGCUUGUGGUUUCCCCAGUUCGAUCCUUAGCAGAUGUGAUAGCCUUCAAUCAAAGGUACCCAGAUUUGGAAUUGACAGAGGAAUAUGGGCAAGAAGUAUUUCUUGCAGCGCAAGCCACAAAUGGGAUUGGGGAUAUGGAGAAAGCUGCAAUAUUGAAUUUGGAAAGACUAAGUAGAGAGGGAUUUGAAAAGCUGGUGACAGAGAAGAAUCUAGAUGCAUUAGUGAGUCCUGGUCCUGAUGUUUCUCCUGUGCUUGCAAUUGGGGGAUUUCCAGGAAUUAAUGUGCCUGCUGGGUAUGAUGACGAUGGUGUUCCAUUUGGCAUUAAUUUUGGGGGACUAAAAGGCUCAGAGCCUAAGCUAAUUGAGGUUGCAUAUAGUUUUGAGCAAGCCACAAAAGUUAGGAAGCAGCCACCUACACUUCAACCUUAGUCAAAUUAUUCACCUAAAAAAAGUCUUCAUCAAACCUCAUACCUGUAUAGACUCGUGUGGGAGCUCAGUGGUUAGCACACCACAGCCCGGCCAGUGGAAGUUGGGUUGGAGUCUUGGGGGGAAGGGGAUGCCAGGGGGCAUAGCCAAAAAAAAAACCUCAUACCUAUAUAAAUAUAGUAUCUUAUGAAAUUCUGAAAUAACAUGAUGUGAAAUCAUCUAUCACCAGUAAUAAUUUAUCUUUAUUUUGCAGACUAUAU